UCAACGUAGAAGGACGUCCGCGGUGUGUUUGCGCGUCCAUUUCACGUGCUUUGAAAUUUUAGUGUCAAUUAUCGUUUUUAUGACAGAAAAUCUCUAUAUUUUGAUACAAAUGUUAUCUUCUAGUGAUAUUAGUUAGUAACACGUUUUAAAUAUGUGUCGAAUGGCUUUAAUGCUGACGUAAUGCGAGUGUUUACAAAAAACUAAUUCUGAUUACCUUUACGAAAUUUAAGUGUAAGUAUCAAAUAAUUUAUAAGGCAGUAAUGUCAUCAAAUUAAUAGUGCCAUCGAAAAUGUGUCCAAAAACACUUUAAUCUAGUAAAUAAAUCGUAUAUUCAUUAUAAAAACGCCGGUCGUAAGAAAUAAAAAUGGGUUCGCCUGAGAAAGACAUAGAGUUGAGCCCAGUGAAAAGUGACCCCAAUCCUAGUGGCCCAGCGCUGCCGGAUAAGCUGAAUGUGCCCAUAGAUGACGAGGAAGAUGUUAUCAUCGGACGAUUCAGAAAAAUAAGUUCUGCAAAGUCUAUGGCAGCUACGAACGGCCAGAUACAGUACCCUACUGAUGUAACAGUGAAGUUAGAUGGCGAUUCGGAGUCAGGAUUGCAGUUUAAGAAGGAGCCUGGUGAGAAGGACAAGCUGCUGGAGCCGAACAAUGGUGUGGUGAUGCAGAGGAAGACUCCGGUCACUAAGAGCAGUUUCAGAGAUAUUGAGAAGCCGUCUCGAUUCAGGAAUCAGCAGUCGGCUACCAGGUUCCAGAUGCAGGGCAAGUCUGAGGAUGAAGCAACGGAGGACUCCAACGAAUCGGGGAUGGAGAGCGACGAUCCGCUCACGGCGUCUGACACCAAAUAUGGCAAGAGCUUCAGACAUUUCACCCGCGAAGCGUUGCCCAGGCUGGACAACUACAGGAACGUAUUGUCCCUACACGCAGCGCCACGUCCCACAUUAGAUGAGCUGCACAAUGCCUCUCUGUCCAGGAAGCCAGGUCAGACCAUGGAGAAAGACGCCGAGGGCCCGGCGCUGCCCAGCCCCAACCUGAAGUUCGGCUGGAUCAAGGGCGUGCUCAUGCGAUGUCUGCUCAACAUUUGGGGUGUGAUGCUCUUCCUCCGACUCUCCUGGGUGGUCGGGCAGGCUGGCGUGGCGCAGUCAAUCCUGCUCAUCAUGACGACGUCAGUGGUGACCACCAUAACGGCGCUCUCCAUGUCUGCUAUUAGCACCAACGGGGUCAUCAAAGGAGGUGGAACGUACUACAUGAUAUCGCGGUCGCUCGGCCCCGAAUUCGGUGGCAGCAUCGGCCUCAUAUUCUCAAUGGCGAACGCUGUCGCUUGCGCUAUGUAUGUCGUCGGCUUUGGAGAGUCGCUCAUCACGCUCAUACCUGAGUCGGCAUACAUGGUCAGCAAGGCUUGGGACCAAACAAUCUACGGCUGCAUCACCAUAGUACUUCUCACGGGCAUCGUAAUGGUGGGCAUGGAAUGGGAGGCCAAAGCUCAAAUAGUGUUGCUGUUCAUCCUCCUAGCCGCCAUAGUGAAUUUCCUAAUAGGCUCCAUUGUAGGCCCGAAAAGCGAUGUCGAGAUUGCGCAAGGCUUUGUGGGAUACAACAUGACGGUUUUGAAAAGCAACAUGGGACCAGACUACAAGUUCUAUGAGGGUGUGGACCAUUCAUUCUUCUCCGUGUUCUCGAUAUUCUUUCCCGCGGCUACAGGGAUUCUCGCUGGCGCUAAUAUUUCUGGCGAUCUUAAGGACCCACAAAAAUCAAUCCCAAAAGGUACUAUCCUGGCCAUUCUACUAACGACCCUGUCAUAUCUGCUAAUUGCCGUGAUAGUGGGCUGGACCGUGCUCCGGGAGGCCACAGGGGCGGUGGAGGACGUCGCCAAUUGGACCAUGGGGGCCUGCGCUAACAGGACCUGCGAGUACGGACUGCAUCACAGUAACGAUGUGAUACGUCUGGUGUCUGGCUUUGGACCGCUGAUAUACGCGGGAUGCUUCGCAGCCACUCUAUCCUCUGCAUUAGCUUCUCUUGUAUCCGCUCCCAAAGUAUUCCAGGCAUUGUGUCAAGACAAGCUGUACCCGUACUUAGAGUUCUUCGCGAAGGGCUACGGCAAGAACAACGAACCGGUGCGAGGAUACGUGCUCACCUUUCUUAUCGCUUUCGCAUUCAUACUAAUGGGUGGUUUGAACCAGAUCGCACCACUGAUCUCGAACUUCUUUCUUGCUGCAUAUACGUUGAUCAACUUCUCAACAUUCCACGCGAGCCUUGCCAGACCCGUCGGUUGGAGGCCUACUUUUAGAUUGUACAACAUGUGGCUGUCGCUGCUGGGCGCGGUGCUGUGCCUGGCGAUCAUGUUCGUGAUCUCGUGGAUCACGGCGCUCGUGACGUUCGCGUGCCUGCUCGCGCUCUACCUGCUCGUGUCCUACAGGAAGCCAGAUGUGAACUGGGGCUCGACAACGCAAGCACAGACGUACAAGGCGGCACUGUCAGGCGCGCAUCAGCUCAACCGCGUCACAGAACACGUUAAGAACUACAGGCCCCAAAUACUGGUGCUGACUGGAUUUCCGGGCGAGAGACCCAUCCUGACUGACUUCACGUACCUCCUGACCAAAGGCUUAUCGCUGAUGCUUUGCGGUCACAUUGUACCAAAUCAAGUGAGCCACCGUGCCCGUGAGGCUCUCUCAAACCGCGCCUACCACUGGUUCAACAAGCGGAAGAUCAAAGCCUUCUACAGUUUGGUCGACGACGUCAACUUCAAAGAUGGCGCCAGCGCGCUUAUACAGACGAGUGGCCUUGGUAAGCUGAAGCCGAACAUCCUGAUGAUGGGUUUCAAGGAGAACUGGCUGGAUUGCGACCGUUCCGAAAUUGUCGACUAUGUGGAAGUUAUGCACAAAGCAUUGGACGUGCACAUGGCGAUAGCGAUCCUGCGUGUGGAAGGCGGGCAGUACACAAGCGAGGCUCUCGAUGAUGACCUACAAGCCUACCUACAAGACAUGAAUGCUAAGGACCUUACCACGCUGACACGAUCUAUGGGGGACAACUGUAAGGAGUCCAAGUCUACUGAGAGCUUGAACACACACUCGAGAGGCAGUAGCAUGUCUGACGUGUCGCUGGGUUCCCCGCAACUACGGCGCGCUGGCGUCUCUGCCGACCCCAACGCCGCUGCCAAUAAGCCCGCUAACACCGAACAGAAGGAGAGAAGCGGUGGCGGUGUAGCCGGAGCGGUGCGGCGCGCUCUCGGCGGCGCGGCCGCGCGGCGGGCGUCGUCCUUCACGUCGGUGGAGCACUUCACGCGGCGCCAGGCCGGCUCCGUCGACGUGUGGUGGCUGUACGACGACGGAGGUUUAACCCUCCUCCUGCCGUACAUCUUGUCGACGCGGCGCGCCUGGUCAUCGUGCCCGCUGCGUGUAUUCACGCUCGCUAAUAAAAACACCGAAAUGGAACUAGAGGAGAGGAACAUGGCGUCCCUUCUAUCGAAGUUUCGCAUAGACUACUCCGCCCUGAAGAUGGUCUCGGACAUUACGAAGAAGCCCAAAGACUCGACUUUGGCGUAUUUCGAACGACUCAUCGCACCGUUCCGUACUACGGACGACUCCAAUGAUGCUCUAGGCAUUACCGACGCGGACCUACUAGCGGCCCGCGAACGAACCCAUCGCCAUCUCCGCCUACGGGAGCUCAUCUCAACACAAUCCUGCGGAGCUCGCCUCGUCUGUGUGACACUACCCAUGCCUAGGAGAAGGAACGUCAUACCACCUGCUUUGUACCUGGCUUGGCUACAUGCUAUAGCGACGUCUGUGGACAGAGUACUGUUGCUGAGAGGAAACCACUCCGCUGUGCUGACGUUUUACUCUUAAAUUGGGCCGUAUGUCAAUAGUAUUAAGGUCAGUUUUACAUCAACCGUUGUCUCUUUCGAAAUAUUUCAACACACAGUAGCGCUCGGCCUUUCUACCUUUAGACUUUUAGACCAUUACUGUGUCCUGUCCUGUUACUCUUAAACUGGACCGUAUGCCAAUAGCAAUAAGAUCAAUUUUACUAUAAUGCAACUCCACCUAUGAGAAUGAAUUCAACAAUUAAAUACAACCCCGUACAAUUGCCCAUGGGGCAAAGUGAUAUACCACCGCACCGGCCUAUUAUAUGCCUUGCUGAAGGUGUUUUAUGAAAAUAAAUACAGGGUGUUUGAUACAUCGUUUUCCAAAUUAAAAUGGCAGAUAGGUUGAGUCAUUUGCUAUCUUCUCAGGCCUAGAAAUAUUUAAUUUGGUGCAAAAAAAUUUUUUCACUUCUAUGACAGUUUUUCGUAAAUUUCAAAUAUUUUACUUGCGUAGUAGUAAAAAAAAACCAUGGCCAAUUUUGUUUUUCUAGGCAUGAGAAGAUAGCAAAUGACUCAAGCUAUCUGCCGUUUUAAUUUGGCAAACGAUGCACCAAACACCCUACUGUAUACAUUUUCAAUAAUUGUUUUCAAUGUUUGAAAUUAGCAUAAAAUUGUAUUUAGUUUGAAUAUAGUACAAAUUUCCAAAAUGUAAUUUAGGCAUCUCAUUAAGUCUCGAAUAAACUGAUAUUUCGAAUUAAUUAAACUACUUACGGCUGCUGAAAUCAAACUUUAUUUUAGCUUAACAUUAUGUUUAGAUUCUUUUGAGUCUACGUUUCCGAAAUAGUGUUUUCAUCUUUUGUGUAAUAAUGUCUUAUAAUAUAUCGUCAGGUUACAAGCAAAAGUCACUAAUUACUAAAAAAAAUUAAACAAAAAUCGACCUUCUUGUAGUACUAAUAUGGUUCACAAUGGCUAUGAACUUGUGGUGGUACUUAAUGACUUUCUUGUCACCCGACGAUUUAUCUUUUAGCUCCUUGACCAAGUCGAAUAGCAAAGUUAUUUCAAUGAGAAUGCCGCCAUAACAAGGCAAACAAAAUGUACAGUCGACUUUUUUAACCUUAUUACUGUGUUUUGUCAAAA
This is a messenger RNA of Cydia fagiglandana, 4923 nucleotides long. It is a transcript of the gene Ncc69, whose product is annotated as bumetanide-sensitive sodium-(potassium)-chloride cotransporter. Gene Ontology annotation, molecular function: sodium:potassium:chloride symporter activity. Bases 365 to 3832 code for a protein of 1155 amino acids. Gene Ontology annotation, biological process: potassium ion import across plasma membrane; chloride ion homeostasis; cell volume homeostasis. NCBI's taxonomy places the organism in Eukaryota, Metazoa, Arthropoda, Insecta, Lepidoptera, Tortricidae. The record is from RefSeq and is a predicted model, not a curated record. Gene Ontology annotation, cellular component: membrane. The transcript has 24 exons.